GAGAGAGAGAUACCGGCAAACUCUUCUUCCCGGCAGACACUUGGAUCAGUAUCUCAGAAUCGUCGAGAUUACCGCGAAAGAUGCCAGGCUUCCUCCUCCGGCUCUCCGUCGCCAUGGGCUUCACGUGCGCCUUGGCUGCGGCUUUGGCCAUACCCGUGCCCGAGAACGACGACCUCCGUUCGGCUGUGGCUGUGUCGAAGCUGGUGUUGGCCCAGCAAGCGGUCUUCUUCAGGGAGCUGAUCAACGCCACGCGGGAACGGACGAGCGGCUGUGCUCCUCACGUUCGGUCUGAAAUGAGUGUUAGCUGUCCGUCGCCCUUCGCAAACGUCAUGGGGGAGUGUUUCUACCUCAGCAAGAUAUUACUCACGUGGGACCAAGCCCGCACACACUGCCUGGGUAUGGGGGCCGAGCUAGCCGUGCCCCGACACCUGUACGGCCUCAAGUCCUUUGUUGUUGGCGAAAACGGUCCCAUUGUAUCCUGGGUUGGCGCCCAAGAAAGUGAAGUCGAAGAGCCUGAGGCCACAGACGUCGAAGCCAAAAGCGACGAAUCCCGCUGGCAGUGGGUGGAUGAGAGCGUGGUCGAGCCCGAGCUUUUCUACUCCAAACCUCCCAGCAGGAGGCCGAACCACAAAAUAUGCAUUGAACUCAGGAAGGAUCGACACCCAGCUCUCGAGUUCAAGACCUGCACCACAUCCCAAAGGUUUAUUUGUCAACUCCACUAAGGGGAUUGAUGUGGAUGAUGGAAUGUAAAUUAUUAAUGAAAUUGAAGGAGAACACGCAUAUUAUGUGAUGAAG
Penaeus monodon (black tiger shrimp) is the source of this 795-nucleotide messenger RNA. RefSeq names its product type-2 ice-structuring protein-like. The transcript is spliced from 3 exons. Bases 81 to 722 code for a protein of 213 amino acids. The record is from RefSeq and is a predicted model, not a curated record. Lineage: Eukaryota; Metazoa; Arthropoda; Malacostraca; Decapoda; Penaeidae.